Prorocentrum cordatum is the source of this 1062-nucleotide messenger RNA. Lineage: Eukaryota; Dinophyceae; Prorocentrales; Prorocentraceae. The record is from the annotation of a GenBank genome assembly.
AUGGGAAAGUCCUUGCGCCGUUACGAGGAAGUAGAUGUUCAAACUACCGAGGUUCCGAGGGGCUUUGCUGGGUCAAUUCCUCCAUCAUUCUUCACCUGCAAGCCUCGGAAUUGUUCUCUGCCAAACGCAUCGCGCAUAGUAUCUGGACAACAAGCCCCACCUUGGCCGUCGCCGUCGCCCAUGGGGUGGCUGAGUUUGGUUGCGGAUCUCGAAGUGUACCGCCAUGCGAAUGCGACCAACCGGUGGAACGGCAUAGAGACGUCUUGGUUGAGCAUUCUGCUGUGGUGUGAUCGGAACUCGCUCGUGUGCCGAACAGGCGAGGGUGACCAGAUGUAUUUUCCAACAGCUGCUUUGGGCGGCGUGUGCGGCAUCGGGUGGCCAGCCGAAAACAUCAAUGUCGCAGGUUAUGUCUUCUACCGCCCAAAGCUCGGCAUCGCCAUGUCGGACUUGAAGUGGUUGCAUAUUUGGGAUGUGGAUGAUUGGGGUGCUCUUGCUCUGCAGUGGAUUGGCCCUCUGCGCGUGAAAUGCCUGACGGGGGUCAGUCAUUCGACAGGCCCCGUCUGUGCUCAAGCAGGCGGGAAGCAAGGGUUGUGGCAGGUAGCCGCCCGCAAUGCUUUCUGGACUUUGCCGAAAACGCCAAUGUUGCAGCUUGCCCUGCAUAGGAAGGUUGGCGUGCUACCGACGGCAACCUUGUUCGACAUUGUAAAAGCCUGCGUUCAGAACGCUUGCCCAGCCUUAUCUGCCCAAGAGCUCGCUGACAUCAUGCAAAAACGCCGCGCGUCCCACAGCGUGUAUGACGAGUUCCUCGCAGAGGAGGGCGCUGUUGAUCUGUUGGAGGACUCAGAGAGAAAGGGUGCGAAACAGGUGGUCGAUGAUGCCGCCAAGCAUGCUUCCUCCAAGGCGGAUUUCACGAAUGAGUACGUUUCUUGGAAAAAAAGGUUCUGCCGAAGGCAAAACCCAAGGCAAAGGCAAAGGCUGCCGCUAAAGCGGAGCUGGCGCACCCCGCGACCAAGGUCGUCGGAGGGAAAGUUUUCCCUAAGAAGUUCCCUUUGGCCCCAGUAG